UUCUGCACUACCAAAUGACUCAUCAGCAUAAGUUCCAUUGCGUGGUUACCCUUUUAUUCCCAGCUCAGAAUUACCUCCACCACCACUUGUAUUUAAUCCAUAUAUCGCAGUAUAAAGAGAGCUUUACUUUGCUUCACUCUAUCAGCUCAAAGCUUUCUUCUUCUUCUUCUUUUUUUGUUGCAGGUUCAGCCAUGCUGGAAGGCAAGGCAGUCGUCGGAGAAACCGAUAUGCUUCAAACCAUGCAGCAGGUUGCUCUGGAUGUAGCUGCUAAAGCCCUCGAUUUCUUCGAUGUCACCGAGGCUACUGAGAUCGCACGCUUCAUAAAGAAGGAAUUUGAUAGAGCAUAUGGAAGUGGAUGGCAAUGCAUUGUGGGAACUGAUUUUGGUUCAUUUGUGACACACUGCUCUGGUUGCUUCAUAUAUUUUUGCAUUGGCAGCCUUGCUAUUUUGCUUUUCAGGGGCUCUGCUGCCACUGAACCUGACCCACACCACUUUUCUGCUUUAGAGACACUCAAAGCUUAGCAUUUUACUUACAUUUUCUUUACCUUUUUUGUACCAACUUUAGUUUUAGUCCUCAAAUUUAAUGAAAACAAGAAAAGGAGUUUUCCGCUUCAUCGAUCAAA
This is a messenger RNA of Gossypium raimondii (Peruvian cotton), 622 nucleotides long. RefSeq lists its product as uncharacterized. Gene Ontology annotation, molecular function: dynein light intermediate chain binding; dynein intermediate chain binding. The coding region runs from base 15 to 521 and encodes 168 amino acids. Gene Ontology annotation, cellular component: dynein complex. Gene Ontology annotation, biological process: microtubule-based process. The record is from RefSeq and is a predicted model, not a curated record. Lineage: Eukaryota; Viridiplantae; Streptophyta; Magnoliopsida; Malvales; Malvaceae. The transcript is spliced from 2 exons.